GACAACAGAGGGCGCUAAUGAUGAAUUUUCGGCCAUGGAAAGUUUUGACAGGGUUGAACAACUAAUUGCCGACGUCAACCAGUGCAUUGAAACCAGCCAAAGCCUAUGUGAGAGAGUCUGCAAGGAUCUGCGCCCUCUUCUUCAUCAACCCUGGCCUCCGAAGGAAAAACCAUCACCAAAACCUUCCCCUCAAACAGAUAGCAGUGUCGGUGACCAUGGUGAUGCUGUAUCAUUAGAGGAUGCGGAAACUCUCGCUAAGGUGGAGCUGGCGUUGGUCAGGGCCCAGAAGGCUCGAGACCUUCAGCGGAAGCUGAAUCCUGUGGUGGAGCUUCAUAAAGAAGACAAAACAACAUCAGAGCCUGAAGAAGAGAAUCCACCAAAAAGUCAAACAAUCGACGGACAAGAGUUUGCCGUCAUUUCCCAGUCGGAUCUUCAAAAACUAUUCAGAGAUGAUGCGCUUAAACUUUCAGAGAAAAAAGCAAACACUUCAGCUACGAAGCCAAGACUUGGCCCAGCACAGGCCAGAGCUGCUUAUAGCGCCAAAGUUCCUCGUCCGUCAACAAAGUCCCGCUAUACAACCUCCUCAUCUGAUAUUGGAAAACACAAAAAUAAACUAAAAGCAACUUCAGCAGAUGGCAAGAAUGCAAACUCAAAAAUGAAACCUGUAAGUGAAAAAGACGCUGUUAGACAGAGGAGUGCAAACGUAGGUAUUUCAAAUAACCGGAUAAAGAAGCAACUUAAUGUUCGCAAUGAGAAUGAACUUGUGAAUGUUGACACUACAUUAGCUGAGGAACCAAAGACUGGAAACCUACGAUCUGCCGCAAAGCAUAACAGAACUGCUGUGAACACAACUGUCCAAGAAAAUCAGCCAAGAAUGAGAGAAAAGGUUAAACAAAGUUCUGUGAAUUUUUCAAACAAGAGCAGACAUGAGAGAGAAGUGCAUACUCAGUCGACCAAUGGAAGUGAGAAUCUUGCUCGUAAAAUGGCAAAACUGAAACUUACGGAUGAGGGCCCGUCAAAGCCAUUGGUUAUGGGAGUUACCAAGGAUGAAACAAGUGGAUUGGAAGAGCAGUCAAAGCCAUUUAUGCUGAAAUGGAAUGGAUCCGAUCUGAAGGUUUCUGGUAAGAUCAAAAAGUCUUAUUCCGUUAUCGCCAAACUUCGAUCUAAGCUCUCGUCAGAAGUUGAUUCAGUCAAGGAGUCCUCGCCUUCGCAGUAUUUCUUGCAUCGGAUGGAAUCAAAGUUUCAGCCGUCGCCGACAUCACUAUCUUUUAGAGAGGUCCAAGAGAGAAUAGAAAACUUGACCACGGAAUGUCGACAUGUCUUGCAAGUUGUGAAGACAGCCCUUUUGCAGAAUCAGCGACAAUCAGAAGAACCAUCGUUGGAGAGUAGGUAUACAGUUAAACUCUUCGCCGAGACCUUGAGAAAAAGGCUAGAAGAUCUGACAGUUGAAAUUCAAAAUGUCGUUGCAGCUGAGGAACAGUUACUCUCAAGUCAACACCGACGAGUCCCCAGCUCGAAGUCAUCAACUCCAUUCCAUGAGGGACUUCAGCAAUGGGAGAUCUCCACUCCAUCCAUCUCAAUAUUCCUUCCUGUCAAACAAUUUCAGGGCAGCGUUAGCCAGAUCCGCAGUGGUCAAGACAACUGCAGAAACAUUGAAUACUGCACUCUGAGAGAGCUACAGACGUUUUCCACUCUGCAACAUGAUGUACAGAGGUUGGCCCUUCAAAUUCAAAUAGAGAAGCUCAUCGGUGCAGAGAUCUUACCCAUAAUAGAGGUCCUGAACCCAUCCGAUACGAACUUUGUGCCCUUCUAUCGAUCAGUGUUCGGUCUACUCUGUCAUUGUGGACAACUCUACCCGUCAGUUAUCACAGACAACGUUGGUAAUACGAGUGAAGCGGAUGUUACCUGAUCAUCCUCACAGCUAGUCUUGGUUCAAGACCCUCCUGUUCUUAACAUCACAUGAUCCAUUAUCGCAAGGGGGAGUGUUCUCAACAUACAACACUAUUAUAGACCUUUUAACAAACCCAGUGCGCAAGCGCUAACUGUUGAAUGAGGUGCAUGCUGGUCUAGCUAGCGAUCAAACUUGAUUGCUAGCUAGACCAGGAAUCACCUCAUUCCAGGCCUAUAGCAGUAUUGGAGUCUGCUGGUUCUCGGGUUGAUUGCGUUUCUUUUUUAACAGCGCCCUCUAUUGGCAACUAUCAGUGAGAGAAAUUAACGGCAGGUGUACACCUUUCACAAUUUAAUAUUUGGAUUGGUUCAAUGAAACUUAUCUCCAAAGAGAUGCAGUACAUGGACAAAACUGUUGGAAUGGUUAUGCUAUCUUUCUGAUAAAUAUUUAACAACUUGGCCACUUCACUUGAAUAUGUUUGAACAUAAAAUGCAUUUAGAAAUGCUGCAGUUUAUUUUUGUGAGAAUUGUAUUGUUGAUUCUUGGAAAUGAAAAUGACAUAAAUAAUAAAACAUGAAUAUUAUUAUUAUUUGUA
Molecule: messenger RNA, 2482 nt
Organism: Asterias rubens (European starfish)
Lineage: Eukaryota; Metazoa; Echinodermata; Asteroidea; Forcipulatida; Asteriidae
Exons: 9
Coding region: 35-1909 (624 amino acids)
Source: RefSeq, a predicted model, not a curated record